UACAUAUCAUGUUAUUCCAUUAUUGCAACCCAACAAAUCUUCUGAUCAUAAACACACCCUAUUUUUCAAUGUGAAUUGAGUCUAAAAGAUUUGGUGAGAGAAUAUGAUCAAACAUGUGACAACAUAAAAAGGGUUUUAUGCUUGCUUCAACUACAGGGUAUCAUAACUCAUACAUACAUACAUACAUACAUACAACAUGAAGAUGAUGAUUUGAUUUUGAGAAGUGGGUGUGUCAGCCAUGAAUGCUACAAGAACCUCCUAUCCUUGCUUGGAUACCAAAUCUUUAACACUUGAAAAUGACAUGUCCAACUCCAAGAUUUACAUUAAACUCGGCCUCAAUGGACGAACCGGCCAAAAUCAGGGAUAUCCUAAAGUUCUUUCCCUUUUAUCUUCACGUCUUCAAAAACAUGUCGAAAAGAACGAGAAGUCGUUGCAAACAACUCAAACUAAAGAUGUUCCAACGAUUUUUCAUGGCUCGAGAGCACCUUCGCUUACCAUUCAACAAUACAUUGAUCGGAUCUUUAAAUAUUCACGGUGCAGCCCAUCUUGUUUCGUGGUUGCAAAUAUAUACAUGGACAGAUUAAUCCAAUCUGAAAGCAUUGUUUUGAAUUCCUUAAAUGUUCAUCGUCUUUUAAUCACGAGCAUAAUGUUAGCUACAAAGUUUAUUGAUGAAGCAUUCUUCAACAACGCCUAUUAUGCAAAAGUAGGAGGAAUAUCAAGAGCAGAAAUGAAUACAUUGGAGAUAAAAUUCCUGUUUGGGAUCGAUUUUCAAUUGUAUGUAAACCUUUUUACAUUUAAAGAGUAUUGUUUGAAAUUGAUGGGUGAAGGUUCAGAAGAUGAGGUUCAAAAUGCGGUUCAUUUGUCAUGUGGAAUCAUAGAGAAAAGGUCCAAGAAUAACGAUGAUUCAACUUAUCCCACUAUUGAAAUCGAAAUCAAAUGAACCGUUGAGUAGGAUCAUGAGUGUGAUACAUGGUUCUUGAAAGUUGUCGCAGAUUGUUUGUAAUUACUUGUGUUUAAUCUAAACAGUUAGUUUUGAAAGUAA
Messenger RNA from Helianthus annuus (common sunflower), 1042 nucleotides. RefSeq names its product cyclin-P3-1-like. The coding region runs from base 239 to 940 and encodes 233 amino acids. Gene Ontology annotation, biological process: regulation of cyclin-dependent protein serine/threonine kinase activity. Gene Ontology annotation, molecular function: protein kinase binding. NCBI's taxonomy places the organism in Eukaryota, Viridiplantae, Streptophyta, Magnoliopsida, Asterales, Asteraceae. The record is from RefSeq and is a predicted model, not a curated record. The transcript has 3 exons.